AUGGACUGCAAACGCCAUUUCACCCGCCUCCAAUCGUGGGUCUUCAGUAUUGUCGUCGGCCUUUCGUGCGUCAUUAUUGUCGCAGAGCUGUACGGCAUCGCCGUCAUGGCCGCCCUCGGACCCGGCGCGGUCGUCCCAGCCAGCAUGGGAUUUGCCACCGCCCUCUUCACCGUCUUAUCGGUGGGACCUAUGUCGUAUUCACCAUCGUCGUCUUUCAUAACAACCGUCAUGUUCCAGACUGUCUGGCUUUCCAUCCUCUGCGUCCUCUGGCUCUCCACCGGCGCACUCACACACACCAUCAGAGAAACGCUCGCCCCCGACGGGUGUGAUGCACUCGCCGGCCACGAGCGGAGUGUGUGCGGGCAAUUACCGUUUGUCGAGCUGUACUGCUACAUAAUAAGUGCCGCCCUCCUGAUAUACACGCUGGCGCUCUCGGCGCUCACGACGAAGGCCGUCGUCGACGGGCACCCCGGCGUGUGGACGGCGUCGGCCUGGGACCUUCCGUACAACAAGGUCCUUCCAUACACCAAGGACCCCUCUACCGAGGCUCUACUGUACGAGGAAGUGUAA
Messenger RNA from Pleurotus ostreatus (oyster mushroom), 570 nucleotides. RefSeq lists its product as uncharacterized. The record is from RefSeq and is a predicted model, not a curated record. The transcript has 6 exons. Lineage: Eukaryota; Fungi; Basidiomycota; Agaricomycetes; Agaricales; Pleurotaceae. Bases 1 to 570 code for a protein of 189 amino acids.